Molecule: messenger RNA, 812 nt
Organism: Paramuricea clavata
Lineage: Eukaryota; Metazoa; Cnidaria; Anthozoa; Malacalcyonacea; Plexauridae
Source: the annotation of a GenBank genome assembly
GCUGGAAUAAUCUAUUAUCUUUACUCCAUUCUCAUGCAUUUAAAACUUCUUUCAUUUGUCAAUAUAACUAAUUAGCACUUUUCCUGGACGAAGCAAUAUUAUAACAAAACUGUUCAUCAGAUUCACUAUUGAUUAAAAACAAAUUUGAGUAUGCUAGGAUAUUGCUGUAUCUCAUUGCAUGGAUGCUUUGCAGGCUGUGGAAGAAUUAAGCAAGGUUGGAGGUGUCAAUAAAAUACUUGUUGCUGAAAAUGAUGCUUACGGAGGAUUUCUUGCAGGUAUGCUAUCCCAUUUAGCAUCAGGGGCCGGUUGUAUAAAACUCUUAAUCACUUUUUUAAUCACUAUUUUGUAGUUAAAUAGUGAUUAACUCUCAAAUAGGCGCUUCUUAUUGGAUGACGUUUGCACUUAACCAUAGUUAACUUUAAUCACUUUUUUAUACAACCGGUCCCAGAACUUUCCCUGGCGCACUGUCACAACACAGAACUUAUACCAUCCCUUGAUGAACAUGAGAUUCUAGCAUAGUCUAGUCCCUAAUGUAACCUAAAUCUGUUACUUUCACUGAAUCCUUUCUCAACACUUGCUUUAGAGGUUAUGGCGCCUUUGAUUCUUGCUUCUCAACAACAGUUUGGCUUUUCUCAUAUUACUGCUGGUUCAACUGCAUUUGGCAAGGUGAAUUAUAACUCCUGAUCAGAGUUCUUGGUUUGGUUAUCACACACAGAACAGAAAGCAAAGGGGACAGCCUCCCCCACCCCACCCCAGUAAUUUCUGAAAGCUUUUGAAUGGUGGCUGAAUACGAUGUUUGUGGUGUCACUCUG